AUGCCAUUAUUAAGACGGAUAAAAAGUGGCGAGAGAGUCAUUGCAGAUCCCGAGGCGACAAAUGACUCAAUCAUGUUGUGGUUCUAUCUUCUCCUCAACAUCGGAGGCUUCACGGGAGUUCCCACUGCUUAUCUGGCGAAACUUGUUGGAUUUUGGGCGGCCUUCACGCUUCCUGGAGUCCUCUACCUGUUCUUGCCCCUGGUAUUGUGGAUCGCGAACAAAAAUCUCAAGAAGCAGCCCCCGGGGGGAAGUGAUUUAGGCAACAUCUUCAGGGUUCUCUUCAUUGCGUUGAAAAAGAAUGGACCCAUUGGCAUAUUCCGACGCAAUGGUCUUAAUGCAGCCACACCAACCAGUCUUGCGCUUGCUGGGGACACCCGCAAGGUCGAUUGGAACGACAGAUUUGUCGAGGAUGUUCGCCGUACAUUUCAGGCAUGUGGAAUCUUUCUCUUCUUUUCGAUAAACGUGAUCAACUCUGCAGGCCUCGGCGCUGCUGUGAAUGCUCAAAGCAAUUCGAUGACGACCAACGGAGUUCCUAAUGACGUGGUCAACAAUAUCAACUCAUUGUCCAUCAUAUGUGCUUUGCCCAUCAUGAACCACAUCAUCUAUCCUACAUUGAGACGAUUUCGUAUAAGAUGGGGGCUAAUAUCACGUAUCACAUGUGGAUUCAUGUUCGCUGCAAUCGGUUCCUCGGGAUGGGCUAUCAUUCAAUAUUACAUCUAUCGGACAUCACCCUGUGGAAAUCGUGCAUCCACGUGUGUCAACGAGAAUGGUGAGGCCCUGGUAUCUCCUCUCACGAUUUGGUGGACAGCUAUUCCGACUGCUGUCUCGGCGAUGUCAGAAAUCUUUUGCAAUGUCACCGCUUAUAGCGUUGCGUACUCACGAUCACCUCCAAAUAUGGAAGGUUUGGUUUUAGCUAUCAAUCUUUUGAUGACGGCUAUUGCUGCAGCGAUUUCUCUGGCAACUGCAGGAAUCAUUCGUGACCCAUAUCUGACUUGGGCAUUUGCGGGGCCCUCGAUUGUGGGAUUUGUUCUCGCUGUCGUCUUCUAUUGCCUCUAUCGAGAUAUUGACAAGGAGGAAUAUGUUGCGCACCUCUGGGAUGAUACCGUGGAAGGUGUGGAACCUUCACCAGGCCAGACGGACAUGGCAGCUCCACAGGAGGCUUUGCGUGCAAAGACUGCGCUCAAUGCAUAA
Exophiala aquamarina CBS 119918 is the source of this 1191-nucleotide messenger RNA. RefSeq lists its product as uncharacterized. Gene Ontology annotation, cellular component: membrane. Bases 1 to 1191 code for a protein of 396 amino acids. Lineage: Eukaryota; Fungi; Ascomycota; Eurotiomycetes; Chaetothyriales; Herpotrichiellaceae. The record is from RefSeq and is a predicted model, not a curated record. Gene Ontology annotation, biological process: transmembrane transport. Gene Ontology annotation, molecular function: dipeptide transmembrane transporter activity. The transcript has a single exon.